Mytilus californianus (California mussel) is the source of this 2420-nucleotide messenger RNA. RefSeq lists its product as uncharacterized. The transcript is spliced from 11 exons. The record is from RefSeq and is a predicted model, not a curated record. Lineage: Eukaryota; Metazoa; Mollusca; Bivalvia; Mytilida; Mytilidae. Bases 138 to 1490 code for a protein of 450 amino acids.
CUCAAACAUCCGGUUUAUAAAAAAUUGUGCCCGAAAUAGUAAAGUGUUUAGAGAUUCUAAAUAACGAACUAUGUAGCAUUUAUUUGGUUCUGGUAGUGUUCUGAAUUUAAGAAAACGUUAAUCAAUCUGUAGCAACAAUGUCAAGAGCUGCGGUAUCUAAAUCUCGAGCUGACAAGGGCUCUAAACCAGCCCCAGCCCACACUCCAGUCGUUGCUCAUGAAAUUGUACCAGGAAAAUUCAAUGAUCAGGACUGGACCUGGAUGUUGGAUAAAGAUGGAGCAGAAGAUUUCAUUGAGGAUAUUGUGGAAGAAAUAGUUGAUACAUCACUAGAUAAAAUUUAUAAAUUAUAUUUAGAUAGACAGUUAUUACCAUUCACUGUUACCAUGGCAAAGGAUGCUAUCCUUCAAGUUAUAGAGUGGCAAUUUUUAUCAAGAGAUGAAGGAGAGACAGAACUUGAAUCAACUGGAGAAGGAUGGAUAGAAGACGAAGAACCAGAUGCUGCUACAACAGACUGUUGGGCACAAGGUUCAGUACCUAAAAAUAUAAUACCAAAACGUCCAAUCUCACCUGUGGCAGAGGAGUUUGAUGAACAUCCAGACGUAAUUGAUGAGGAACCGCCAUCUCUUGAUGAAGAAAAUACUAAAGUUACAGAAGAACCAGAGGAACUUGAAGAUAAAGUUUCAGAUGAUGAAAAACCAGAAGAAGAAGAAAAGAAGGCAGAACCAGUACAGGAAACAAAGCAGAAAAAGAAGACUAAAUUCAAGCCAUAUACAGGUCGUCUCAAGUCUGCAAGUGUUAGUCAGAUGACCCAGUCAUUAGAUGAUAGUGAAAUGAGUAUGGUUGCUGCUCAAUUGAAAGCCUCUUUCCAAGAACAACAGGGAAAUCUUAGUGGUCUUGUCAAUAUGCCAGCAUCAUGUCAUUCAAUAUUAAAAGUACAAGCUGGACGCCCACCUGGAAAUAAGGAUGUUCUGUAUGAUGACAGGGGAAAUGUCGUGGCUGUUGUCAAAUUAAAUCCUGACAGAUUACCUUCACAUAGAAUAAAAGUAAACUAUCAAGUAGUAGAUCCCUCUGUAGAAGCUGCCAAGGCCAGACUUGAUGCUAUGAAACAUGGAAGAUAUUCAGUACAGAGAAUGAAGAAGAAGAAAUCAGAAACAAGAUCAUCCAUAGAUACAUCAACAGAAUUUAUGCCUAAAGAAACCAAAACACCACUGCCACCACCACUGAUUGAAGCUAUGGAGUUGGCACCAGGUGUCACUGUGAAAGAAGGAGACAGAACAAGAAGAGGACCAGUAAGGUAUGUGAGAAAGGCUGAUUUAUUUGCUGCCAGCCAGAAGAAUUUAAAUCCAGUGAAUCAGAAUACAAAAGGACCAACAUUAAAUGUUGUUGACCUUCUUGAUAGACAUACACCGAUAUUGCGACCAAUUAGAGACUCACCGCCCCUUCCCCCUAUUGUACCACACCCUCCAAAUCAAGCUAGAAUAACCACGUGAAUAAAUAUUGUACAGUAUUAUAUUAUUGAUAUUUAUAUAGUCAGACGAUAUGAUUCGAGCACUUAUUUAAAAAAAUGAACGAACUGCUUUCACUGAUCAGUAAGGCUUAUUACUGUUUGUCAGAACUUAUUGUGAAGUCUUCUGUUCAAGUGUCAUAUCUUUGAUACUUCUAGUUGACUGUUAUAAAAUCUUGUCCAUCAAAUCUUUUGUAUGAAGGUAUAUUUACUUAUAUUAUACAGCCAGGAUGCAGAAAAAUGUAACAUUGGUAUUUUGAACACCUUUAGGAUUGUUAUUAAUUUUCAAAUUAUUAUGUUAUUGAAUUUACUGAAAUUUCUGAAUGUAGAAAUCACCGAAGGACAACUAAAUGUUAUUUGAAUUAGUCCAAAUGUUAAUGGUCUUCAACCUUUAUACAGAUUUAACUGUUACAACUUUCAAUGUUAAGUCACUAAAUACAAGUUUUAAAUGUUUAAUUGAAGGUUUCUGAUGAUAUUGAAUGAUAAAUGUACAUGUAUGUUAAGAGGGUAGACUUGGCUUUAAGGAGAUAACUGUUGACAUCAUUAAUGUGUUUGUAAAAAGCAGUUUCAGCGAUGCUUUAAAAGCACUCAUGUGAAACAGAAUUAAGAUAAUCUGUAUUACUUAGAAGCUUAGUAUAUAUUUAUGGAAGAGGCUGACACAAACAUUCUAGUGAAUAACAAGAGUUAUUUCCCUUUACCUAGGUCUGACAACCAAAAGAAAAAAAACCAAAUUAAAUCAUAACUUUAGAAGUAAGUAAAUUGUAAUGCUUUAGUGCUGAAUUUGAAUGACUAUAGAUAAGACCAUGAACAUAAAAUAAACAUUGUGUUGUGUGUUUUUUUAAAGAGGAAAUUGUUAUGAGCAUUUUAUACAAUUAUAUUUAAUUGUGAAUAUUUAAUUAUUAAACCUACAAAUAUG